AUGCAUAAUCCGAAUGACGUCAGCCAUACUUUCGUCCAUGGCUUCGGCUCCUUAGCCAGCUUUAUCGCCAGUGAUGAAGAUCACAGCACAGCAAUCUACAAGCGAUUCGACGAUCUAGCAGCACGAAAUCUACUGUACUACCAAAGUGAGCUUGCUGAGCUUGCCGCACUUCAGCAACAAUAUGAUCUCGAAGAUGCUCGGAAUUCGGAGGAUGAGAAGACCGCCCUAGAUGUCCGGGAGCAUAGCCAAGAUUGGUCGACCUUUCAGGGCGACUGCAUAGCUCAGUCGCUGAUCUCAGCACAGCAAUCGACCUCAAGCAGCUCUUCUGUCGAUGACAGAUGGCAAAAGCGAUACAAGCUUGCCAUGGACAUUCGUGAGGUCCUGAAAGCUUACCGAGAGGCUAAACUACAGGAGAACGCCAUUCUAGCCCUUCACCAACCAACGAAACAGACACUGACUGCGUUCGCAAACCACUAUCACGGUCGCUCAGGCUCGGGUACCGCGCAUCCGAUGCUGACUGGGGCGAGUGCUUCCCUAUACCCCUUGGAUUUGACCUCAUCGCAAAUCCCAGCGACGGAUCUGGUUUCGCUGGGCCCUCACCAAGAACCGGAUCUAUUGACUACUUCGUUCAAGCGAUACCUCUCUUGCUUGUUCCGUACCAAACAGCCGCCGGCGUUGCCACAAUACAACGAGCUACCCAGGAUCACACAUCCAGUCCGAGCUCAGAUGCGGCAGUACUCGUCACGCAGCCUGUCGUUCACAACGUCGUUCAUUACGACGUUACUCGCGGCCAUCUUACUGUUCGUCCCGAUAUACGUGUUGUAUAAUGUCUCACGCGAGAAGCCAGGCCUGGUAAUGGGUUUGAUCGCACUAUUCACGAUUCUGUUUGCACUGGCGAUCGCCUUUACCACCAACGCCCGGCGCGCUGAGAUAUUCGGCGCGUGCGCAGCCUAUGCGGCGGUACUGGUAGUCUUCGUCAGUGGAGAUUUUGCUGCCUCUAGUGGCUGA
Cyphellophora attinorum is the source of this 1008-nucleotide messenger RNA. RefSeq lists its product as uncharacterized. The record is from RefSeq and is a predicted model, not a curated record. Bases 1 to 1008 code for a protein of 335 amino acids. The transcript has a single exon. Lineage: Eukaryota; Fungi; Ascomycota; Eurotiomycetes; Chaetothyriales; Cyphellophoraceae.